Molecule: messenger RNA, 675 nt
Organism: Echinococcus granulosus
Lineage: Eukaryota; Metazoa; Platyhelminthes; Cestoda; Cyclophyllidea; Taeniidae
Exons: 8
Coding region: 1-675 (224 amino acids)
Source: RefSeq, a predicted model, not a curated record
AUGAAAUGUUUGUCUGUUGGCUCUUGUGGACAAGACUUUGCUCUGCUUAUUCUCCUUGACGAAGGUCUUUUUCUUUUACUCUUCCAUAUUGAUGAAGUUGUCAGUUGUCAAAUAACACACCCUCUAAAUGCACAACAGAGACUUUAUGUAGCUAAUCUUUUUCUCCCAUUCAUGAAUAUUUUGAUGAAAAAAAUGAAAUCACAUUCACGUUUACUACUUAAAAGUUACGGAACUUACAUGGAGGGUCGUUUUAUGGAAAGUAAUUGUGUAUUCCAGCAUUGGGUUUUCUCAUCUCCAAUCUUCAAAUUUACUUAUAUAAGAAAAGAAGUAGACCACCAUGCCAAUAAAUUUAAAUACAGGUCAUUUUUUUUGCCACUUUUUGUCAAUCAGAUUGUUUAUGUCACAAUUCAUACAAAGGAACUUCUCCGUCAGUUAGAAUUAAAGAUUUACAAAUCGAAAGGGAUUAAAAUACUUUGCAAAGUAAGUAUAUUAUCUGAGAUCAGGAAUCACUUGACAGGGCACUGGACUGGAAGUUUUGGGUUCUGUUUCCUCACAGAUCGGUCUCCUAAGCUUUUUCCUUCCCAUUAUAAAUUGUUAUUACGGGUAUAUCAAUUACUUAAAAAGACGAUCCAGUCUGGUUGUCCUAAGCUGUCACCGUCAGCUUAUCAAAAAUGA